AUGGCUUUGAGAGAUGAACCCGGCUCUGAAAGGCCUUUGAUCUUGUCUCGUUACAGACAUGGCGACUUGGAUCUUGAUGCGUUAAUUCAGCGAGUGGACAAAUAUGCUGCCCAAGUCGAAGCCGUCGAGGCAGGUAUGAAGCAGAUGCGACCGUUCUCGUUGGAGUCUGUCGAGGAGAAAUCGAACAGGCGCCCUUGGUUCAAAGCAAAAGAGGGUGACAUGUCUGCUGGGACGUCACCUGUUAAAAAAGAUCAUGGAUCAAGCAGAGCAUCUUCCUCAAGUUACGAAAGCAUACCAUGUCCAUCGGACGAAAGCAUGGCAGAUCAUGUAAUUGGAACGGAGCUGGGCGAGCACAAGGGCCAUCCUGUUGAGUUGAAGCACAUCUCGCAGAUUCACAACAGUGUUUAUCUCAAACCAUCAAGAUGCCAGACAUGUGGGAAACGCAGGGCACCAAAACCUUUCGAAGCCUCUCUGGAACAAGCAAACGGCCUGCCACACUGGAAAGAACCACAAUCGCCUACAUCGCAGGAGGCAUCUUUCCCGCAGUAUCUUGUUCUUCCACAGCAGCCACCUACACCACGCCUCCAUAGUAGUCGAAGGUCGUCAAGAGCUGGGGAGCUACGAGGAGAAAUUGGCUAUAAUGCGCAUGGUCCUGAGGUGGAAGAAUAUUUCACUGACAGUGAAGCUGACGAACCGAAGCUUCAGGCCAGGGACCCAGCGCACCGAGAGAUGAUGCCCUCCUGGCCAUUUCCACCAGAGAAUUCCACUGGCUUUGGAGCUGCACAACCAGUACCAAACCCCAACUUGUCGCCAAGGGCCGUCAAGGUUCACUCUUGGAACCAUGCGGAAGGGCCACCAAAACGCAAAGAAAGUUUAGCAGUAAAUUGCACCGCACCUUUGCCCAAGAAUCAGGAAAGGUCCUCGCCCGUGCCACCUCUCUCGCACAGCGGUUCCCUCGCGACCGUGGCAACAUUGAGCCCUCCGCCCACGCCCAUACUGAUGUGUUCCCCUUACGAAGAUCAGCUGCGUAGAGAGCUGGAGAUCCAGGUACUUCAUGAAGGGCCUGAAGCUCUUGAAUCGAAGUACAAGCUGGGAGGCCCUCUCACGCUGAACGUUGUAGAUGAUUAUGAUGAUGACGGCAACGAUCAAGGAGAGGUAGGUGGCCAAACCCCCGAGAAGACAACCAUGUCUACGUGGGCGCUGCCAAAAGACAAUGGCCGACUUCAGUUGAAGCGGAGCGAAACCAUCUUGGGUAUAUUUCGGAAAAGGUCGCCGUUGGAGAAGUUUAUCGAUAUGUACCUGGAGGAGGACGACGACCCAGAAGAGGACAAAACUCCCAGAAGGGCACGAUCCAUGAGACCCUGGAGAUGGUCACCUGGUCAACUCAAAGCAACAAAUACCCCCCCGGUCCCUCCCCUGCUACAAGCAAACCAUGAGCAGCCUUCAGGAUGA
Exophiala spinifera is the source of this 1452-nucleotide messenger RNA. RefSeq lists its product as uncharacterized. Lineage: Eukaryota; Fungi; Ascomycota; Eurotiomycetes; Chaetothyriales; Herpotrichiellaceae. The transcript has a single exon. Bases 1 to 1452 code for a protein of 483 amino acids. The record is from RefSeq and is a predicted model, not a curated record.